This is a messenger RNA of Cyprinodon tularosa, 6249 nucleotides long. RefSeq names its product membrane-associated guanylate kinase, WW and PDZ domain-containing protein 1-like. Gene Ontology annotation, biological process: signal transduction. Lineage: Eukaryota; Metazoa; Chordata; Actinopteri; Cyprinodontiformes; Cyprinodontidae. Gene Ontology annotation, molecular function: protein binding. The record is from RefSeq and is a predicted model, not a curated record. The coding region runs from base 636 to 5495 and encodes 1619 amino acids. Gene Ontology annotation, cellular component: cytoplasm. The transcript has 24 exons.
UUCCAUGCCUUGGAAAAGGACAACAAGCUGCCAGCUGUAGAUACCAGAUGAUCAGACGCAAGGAUCACCGCUAUCUGGGGCGGAGAGGAAUUUAAAGAUCCGCCAGGUUUGGGGUUGGCUUGAAUUUUUCUUCUUUGACUCUUUGACUUGACGUUUAUGCCCUCCUCCUCCGUCUCCCCAUCCCAAACGGUGAAGAAGGAAUUUGAAGCUUUACCUGUUUAAAGGAGACGCCUUCUUUCAUCGAAGUUUAAAGAUACUGCUUUCAUUUUUCCCCUAUAAAAAGGUAUAAAAACAAGGGCAAUCGGAGAACAUUGGUUUACUUAAAGAAAACAGGCGGAACUCUUAUAUUAUUCCAAAAAUAAUCAUUCGGGGAGGGAUUACACCCAAUUAUGAGGAAUAAGAGAGAGUGCUGCUGUUAAAGGUGCGGAAGCAACAGAAUAUAUAGAAGUCUGGAUUUUGAUGUCCAUUGUAUGUGUGCGUGAAGGAAACAGCAUGCUUUGGCUAAAGAGUAAAGAUGUUGCAAGUUGAACCCAGAUGACAAGUAGUUCUUUUGUGAGGGAUAAUCAGUGCUAUGAAGCAGCUCAUUCUUUCUCAAAUCCUUGGAAUUUUGGGAUUUUCUUUGGAGAUUCGGCAGCAUGGCAAAAGUCAUUCAGAAGAAGAACCACUGGAUCACAAAAGUAAAUGAGUGCACGAUUAUCCGGGACACGAGAGGGGAGUUGAACGUGGAGCUGCACGGUGGAGCGGAGAAUGGAGAGUUUACAUACAUUGGAGAUAUCAGGGAAGAUGCUGUGGUUUAUCAGGACGGAAAGCUGUCCAAGGGAGAACUACUGCUAGACGUGGAGGGUCUGUCGGUGUCUGGAUUACCCCUUUAUGACAUCUACACUGUGAUCAACUGCUGCAAGGGACCUGUCAGGUUUAAAACUGUUCGACAAGGCAACAAGCUCAACAAGGACCUAAAGCACUUCUUGAGCUUAAGGUUUCAGAAAACAUCACCUGACCACGAGUUGCAGAAAACCAUCCGAGCCAAUCUAUAUCGCCAUGCUGUGCCUUGUACGACCCGCCCCCCUCGAGACGGAGAGGUCCCAGGGUUGGAUUACAACUUCCUGUCUGUGGAGAACUUCCUACAACUGGAGGACAGUGGCACACUACUGGAAGUAGGAACAUAUGAAGGUAACUAUUAUGGGACCCCAAAGCCUCCAAGGCAGCCCAUCAUUGGGACAGUGACUCUCAGUGAUGCUGGCUCCCUUCCGUCCACACCAAAGCGCACCAAGUCCUACAAUGACAUGCAAAAAGUCCGCGUAGUGCCUGCUGACAACGACGAUGACGACCAGGCCACGGAAAUGAACAACAGUUUUACAGGAUCCUUAGUGCGUAGUCUCUUCCCCUCUCCUUUGCUGUGCACAGGUAACCCUAACGACCAGGACGAGAGCCGCAGCGGCAUCCUCCGGCCGUAUCCCGUGCGUGAUAAUGCUCUACCCUGUGGUCUGAACAAUGCAGCCAUUUCCACUGCAGAGAGCGGGCAGCAGACUCUUGCAGAGCCCCAGGUCUCACCAGAGGACCCACUGGGACCGCUGCCUGAAAACUGGGAGAUGGCCUACACAGAGAACGGGGAACUGUACUUCAUAGACACGACAAAGACUCUCCACCAGGACAUGGCUGUGUGUUUUCAGAGCUUCCACAACACAAAGACCACUUCAUGGCUGGAUCCCCGGUGUAGAGACAAAGUCCCCAGGCCUCUGGAAGAGUGUGAUGAUGAUGAAGAAGGGAUACAUGCGGAAGACCUGAAAAGUGAUCUAGAACUGCCUCCAGGAUGGGAGAGAAUAGAUGACCCAGUGUACGGAGUGUAUUAUGUGGACCAUAUAAACAGGAAGACCCAGUAUGAGAACCCAGUUUUGGAGGCGCGGCAUCAAAAAAUCUUGGAGCAGCAGCAACCGCCGCAGCCUCCAGAAGGUGAGCGGUAUAUCCGAGAGUGGAUAGAGGAGCAUUCGUCUGCUGCAGCUCCAUUGGCAAACUAUGUUCCAAACCACCUUGAGACAUACAGGGACCCACAGGUCCCACCAGCUCUACCUCCUGGCCCAGUCGGGGUUAAAAGGGGGAAGCCUUUCUUCACCAGAAACCCUGCAGAACUGAAAGGAACCUUUAUCAACACCAAGCUAAAGAAAAGUCGCCGUGGAUUUGGCUUCACAGUCGUUGGUGGCGAUGAGCCUGAUGAAUUCCUGCAGAUCAAAAGUCUGGUGCUGGACGGGCCUGCAGCUGUCGAUGGCAAAAUGGAGACAGGGGAUGUGAUUGUCAGUGUAAAUGACACCAUCGUUCUGGGCUACACACAUGCACAAGUGGUGAAGAUUUUCCAGUCCAUCCCUAUCGGCUCAAUGGUGGACCUGGCCUUAUGUCGAGGAUAUCAGCUGCCAUUUGACCCAGAUGACCCAAACACCAGCCUAGUGACCUCUGUGGCGAUCUUGGACAAGGAGCCUAUCAUUGUCAAUGGACAAGAGACUUUUGAUGUACCCGCCAACCAGGCUGGACCCAUCAAUGGCAUGCGGGAGGCACGGUCGCACAGCCCCUCAGCGGAGGUGGCAUCAAACGGUUCACAUGGGUACUCCGCUGACGUGGUCACCCUGGCCUCAGCCAUCGCCACCCAGCCAGAGCUGAUCACCAUACACAUGGAGAAGGGAGACAAAGGGUUUGGCUUCACAAUUGCUGACAGCCUGACAGGAGGCGGGCAGAGGGUCAAGCAGAUAGUGGACUACCCACGGUGCCGUGGCCUGAAAGAGGGGGACAUUCUGAUGGAGGUUAACAAGAGAAACGUCCAGAAUAUGAGCCACAACCAGGUGGUUGAUCUGCUCAGCAAAUGUCCGAGAGGCAGCGAAGUCACCAUGUUGGUGCAAAGAGGCGUGGUGCCAGCCAAGAGAAGCCCAAAGCUGGUGCACCAGUUGGAGAGAAAGGACAGUCAGACCAGCUCCCAGCACAGCGUUUGCAGCCAUCGAAGCGCUCACACCGACUCUCCAAGCCACCCACCCUCUGCCAUGCCAAGUGAGGCAGUGGUCCCCACUCCUGCUGCUCCCACACAGCCUCUGCCGGUCUUGCCCCCCCAAGACCCAGCAGAUGGCACUCUCACCCUCCAGAAGAAGCCAGACCCAUUCAAGAUCUGGGCCCAGUCCAGAAGCAUGUAUGAAAGUCGAUUGCCAGAUUGCCAGGAGCAAGACAUUUUCCUUUGGAGGAAGGAUACUGGCUUUGGCUUCCGCAUUUUAGGAGGAAAUGAGCCUGGAGAACCUAUUUACAUUGGUCAUAUAGUGAAAUAUGGUGCUGCGGAUGAAGAUGGCCGCCUGCGGUCUGGUGAUGAGCUUAUUUGUGUGGACGGCACAGCAGUAGUGGGCAAGUCCCACCAGCUGGUGGUUCAGCUGAUGCAGCAGGCUGCCAAACAGGGUCAUGUAAACCUCACGGUCAGGCGCAAGACCCCCGGAUAUGGAGUGUCAAAGGGAGAGGGUGAUGUUCCGCCAUCGCCGGCCUCUUCCCAUCACAGCAGCACUCAGGCGCCAAGCCUCACAGAAGGCAAGCGGACCCCUCAGGGAAGCCAAAACUCCCUGAACACAGUUAGCUCUGGCAGUGGAUCUACCAGCGGUAUAGGCAGUGGUGGUGGAGGUGGCAGUGGAAGCGCUGUGGUGCCCGCCUCUCUCCAGCCAUACGACGUAGAGAUCCAGCGGGGAGAAAAUGAGGGAUUUGGUUUCGUCAUCGUGUCAUCCGUCUCCCGGCCUGAUGCUGGAACCACAUUGGCUGGAAAUGCAUGCGUUGCGAUGCCCCACAAAAUAGGUCGUAUCAUAGAGGGCAGCCCGGCUGACCGCUGCGGGAAGCUGAAGGUUGGAGACCGGAUUCUGGCUGUCAAUGGCUGCUCCAUCACCAACAAGUCACAUUCGGACAUCGUCAACCUGAUCAAAGAGGCCGGGAACACUGUCUCACUCAGGAUCAUUCCAGGCGAUGAAUCUUCCAAUGCUUCUCUCCUGACUAAUGCAGAGAAAAUCGCUACCAUCACCACCACACACACACCUCAAACCACAGAGUUAAGGAAUCAUUCAAAGUCAAAAGGAGUUCCUCCUCCACCUCCUUCGCAAACUCAUCUGCAGGAUGCAGAAUACUAUUCUGUGGACCUUGAACGGGACAGUAAAGGCUUCGGCUUCAGCCUAAGAGGAGGACGGGAGUACAACAUGGACCUUUAUGUGCUGAGACUAGCCGAGGAUGGGGCUGCUGUCAGAAAUGGCAAAAUGAGGGUGGGAGAUGAGAUCCUGGAGAUUAAUGGUGAGAGCACAAAGAACAUGAAGCAUUCACGAGCCAUUGAACUGAUCAAGAAUGGAGGUCGGAGGGCAAGGCUUGUCCUAAAGAGAGGAGAUGGAUCUGUACCCGAGUAUGACGGCAGCAGUGACGGGUACCCUUCCCCAUCCGGGGCACAAAACGCUCCGGAAGUGAGAAAGCUGCCGCCCAACAGCCGAUAUCACACCUCAUUUGAGUCCAGUUAUCCACCAGACUUUCACAAACCAUCACGCCUGGAGGAGCCUUCGCGUGGCCGAAGUAUGGAGAAGAACAGGGACUGGGCCGGCUCAGAUCUGAUGGACUUCGAGGGCCGGCAGUUUAACCCCCACCUUCAUCACACCUGGAAUAACAGUCACAGUCAAAGUAUCCCCCGACAGCAGUCUCCCGACAACAGUAAUGGCAGCACCGGUGGCAACAAGAAGAGCCGAGGACGCAAAGUCAAGAAGUCUGAAUCAGAGAGUGGCAUCUCCAAGCUCCUGAAAAGUCUAAGGAAAGACAGCUCAGGGAAGAAGGCUGCUGCAGCCGAAAAACUGCGAGGCAGAGAGCUCUCGAGCAGCAGUUCUACUCUGGACAGUAAACUCCGUCCACAGCGUCGUGGCUCCCUUGAUCGCUCACCAACCAGGAAGCGUAACUCAUCUCCGGAUCGUCGGCGGGCAAAGUCCAUGGACCGCAGAGCACAUCGGGACCACACACCUGAGAGGGAAUAUGAUGACGGAGGGUUUCUCUCUGUAACACCUGAGAGAAAGCUCUAUGAACGGAAGCUCCUCAAGGAGUCACCGUUAGCCGGUCGAGUCAGUGAGGUCUCCACCCCUGAGCGAGUCAACAACAGUGCAGAUUCUCUCACCAGAGGCCGGGCAUACGAUAAAGCCACUAAGAACGGAAACCUUUUGAGAGACUCUUCCUCAGAAAGGAGGGAGGGGAGGCACAGAGGGAAUGGGACAAUGGAGAGGCGGUACAGACUGGAGCGGGACUCUUCCCCUGACAGCAACUACAGUCGGGACGAGCUGAACUAUGCAGCAGCAGCACCCAGACUGAAGGACUACUACAGCAUGAUGAAGAACAAUGCUGCACACAACAACGCUACCUACAACAAGACAGGACACAACAAUACUGCUGGAAGACGCAGCUCAAACCAGAUCCCUGAGCCCAAGAGAAGGCUGUACAAAGAAAACCCAAAAGACCUCAGUAUCUAGAGGGAAGCAGAGGUCCCCCCUCGCUAUUCUCCCCUCUGACCAUAAAUAAUACAUACUAUACACUGGAUUUGGACUUGUAACAAUACUAACUUAGUUUUUAUUUGGUCAAAAUGUUUAUGAAUUAAGUUGAUUAAUUAACCUACUUGUGGUCCCAUUCAGAGAUUCAUAAAAACAGCAGGAGUACAAUCCUUCUCUCAGUUAAUACUGGUUGUGUUGUCAUUGUUUUUGUUAUUUUGAGCAUAACAGAAGUUGUUGUGUUGUAAUUAAGGUAUUGUAGGUGCCUGCAUCAAGAUUCAGUAAUAUUGCUUUUUUGUAGGCAUUGCUGACUUUUAAUAUUUGUUCCCUUCAGAGGUCUCAAUAAUGCUUCCACUGUGGAAAAAUCCAAAUUCCUUGGCGCUUUUUCAAUGUUUUAAAUGUCCUUUUUGCUCUUAAAUUACUGGAACUUUUGAUACUUAUGAUUUGAAAGAACUGUGAAAAUGAGACAAAGCUCUGCAUUUAAAUUUGGAUGGUUAAACUUGAGCGUUAAAUUAUAAAUAUAAUAAUAUAUGAAAUUUCUAAUUUUGCUCUAUUUAUUUGAAUUUUACUCAUGUCUUGAAUGAGCUGCAUUAAAUCUUUAAGGACUAAGGGAGGGGUGUAAGCAUGCUGUACUGCAAGUUGUGUUGCAUCGUUGUUAAACAGCCCCAAUCGUUUUUCACAGACUGCAGCCCUGUCUACACAAACACAGAUAGUUUCUGCUGUGCUUCCACCUAAUACA